CUGUUAACACUAUCAGCUGGUGGGUCAACAAUUACUUUAGAUUUGGUAAACUCUUUAAUGAAUUAAAACUAAACAAAAAGAGCGUUAACAUACAAAAUUAACUUACAUACCAGCUGAUACCAUUCACCGGUCACAAUGCCUUCCUACGAACUAGCACUGGUGCUCCGCCAAUUGCCCCGCCCCGAACUGAUUUCCGUGAUUAGGCGAACGGCCGAGUCCAUCCUGGACAAGGGUGGCAUCAUCCGGAAGCUGGAGAACCUGGGAUCCCGCGCCCUGCCCCACAAAGUCAGCGAACACGGAGUGGUUCACCGGGAAGGUACCCACUUCACCAUCGCCUUCGAUACAGCGCCCACGAAGAUCGCAGACCUGAAGGAGGAGUUUGGCCGCGACAUCGACAUCAUACGGCGCUACAUCUUCAAGGUGGAGGAGCCCGAGCAGAAGCCCUGCACGCUGCACGAGGAGAUGCUGCCACCCGCGUAUCGCAAGGAUGUGCAGGAGAUCAUCGCGGCCGCCCAGAAGAAGCAAAAGAAGAAGUUCAACUACAACUCCGGCCUGGACUACUAUCCCUUCCAGAAAUAAAACUCCAAAUAAAACGCGUUAAUUAUGUA
Messenger RNA from Drosophila mauritiana, 608 nucleotides. It is a transcript of the gene mRpS6, whose product is annotated as probable 28S ribosomal protein S6, mitochondrial. Lineage: Eukaryota; Metazoa; Arthropoda; Insecta; Diptera; Drosophilidae. Gene Ontology annotation, biological process: translation. Gene Ontology annotation, cellular component: ribosome; mitochondrial small ribosomal subunit. Gene Ontology annotation, molecular function: structural constituent of ribosome; small ribosomal subunit rRNA binding. The transcript has 2 exons. Bases 136 to 579 code for a protein of 147 amino acids. The record is from RefSeq and is a predicted model, not a curated record.